Molecule: messenger RNA, 2028 nt
Organism: Culicoides brevitarsis
Lineage: Eukaryota; Metazoa; Arthropoda; Insecta; Diptera; Ceratopogonidae
Gene: Orc2
Product: origin recognition complex subunit 2
Exons: 2
Coding region: 34-1899 (621 amino acids)
Biological process (GO): DNA replication
Cellular component (GO): nucleus; nuclear origin of replication recognition complex
Molecular function (GO): DNA replication origin binding
Source: RefSeq, a predicted model, not a curated record
UCAAAUCAAAACAUUUAAUUUUUGUGUGUGAAAAUGACCGGAAGACGCACUUCUCGUCGCCUUUCCUCGCAAAUUAGCGAUAUUGUGGAAAAUGUCUUGGAAGAAAAGGAAAAUUCGAGAAAAAGUACGCGUCGCAGCGUCAAACCCGCUUACACGAUCGACGAGGAAGACGACGAAGCAACUCCCGAGAAGAAACCUCGUCGUGAACGGGCUCUCAGUACAAAAGCUUUGGAAAAUGCAGCACUUGAUGUGUCAGAUAUUCUCGCCGAAAGUCCCGUGCGGAAGUCGACAAGGGGACGAAAGUCGAAAAAACUCGACGAAGGAUUUGUUUACGAGUCGCCGUCGCGUAAAAAACGCACAAAAAAGCCCUUGGACGAUGAAGAAAGUGACAAAGAUGAGCCGGAAAGCGAUUUGGAAGAGCUAGAUGCUGCAGAAAAGCCGGAAAAUUUGUUCACUGAAGAGAUAGAUGUCGCCGGAAGUCAAAUGUUUGGCUUUAAAACCCCCAAAAAACGUGAUGGGAUGUCGUUGUUGGCUUAUAACACGCCAAAAACGCCUCAGAAUUUGCAAAAUACUCCGAAGUCGGCUGCUAAAAGGAAUGUGAUGAAGACUCCGAGUCAUGUGAGGAGUAAAAUUAAAGAAAAAUUAACAAAAAUCGCCCUCGCCAACGAUUCAGAAGACGAUUUCAGCUCCGAUCACAGCGAUUACAACCCCGAUUCGAGCACUUCUUCCUCCGAAAAUGACGAAGACGAUGCCGCCAGUGACAAUUCCGACACUUCUGAAGUACAAAAAGCACCAAAGAAACCAACUGCCAUUCAAUUCCCGAUGACACCUUCCGCUUCAGGACGCGGGCGAAAUCGCAAAGAUGUCCAAUACGUGCUCGAAAGUGAUACUUACUUCAAUUCUCAUGCCAGUUCGAAGGUUACGACGUCAAAUCACACCUUGGAUCGCCUGAAAAAUCCCCGUUUAGAGCACGACAAACUUUUUAAACUUUUAUCUGAGAUGUCGCUCACAAAUGCGCACGAAAAAUCGAUAAAAGCCAUGAACGAGGAGUACCGAACGCAAUUCGCAAAGUGGAUUUUCCUCUUUAACGAGGGAUUUAACAUCGUGAUGCACGGAUUGGGGUCGAAAAGGAACCUUUUGAGUCAAUUUCACAAGGAAAUUUUAGCGGAAAAGCCCGUAAUUGUGAUUAAUGGAUUUUUUCCGUCACUCACGUUGAAGGAAAUUCUCGAUGCGAUCAUCGUUGAUGUCUUGGAAGUGUCGCCGACGGGCACUCCCGAACUUCUUGUCGACCAAAUCGAGUCAGAAUUCAAGAAAAUUCCCGAAACGCAUCUUUUUUUGCUCGUUCACAACUUGGAUGGCGUCAUGUUGAGGAAUGAUCGUGCCCAAAGUGUUCUCAGUCGACUCGCUUCUGUGCCAAAUAUUCAUUUAAUCGCGACAAUUGAUCACAUUAACACGCCCCUGCUCUGGGAUUAUUCGAAACUCACGAGUUACAACUUUAUUUGGUGGGAUUGCACGACAAUGUUGCCGUAUAAAGACGAAACCGCGUACGAAAAUUCGAUGUUGAUACAGAAUUCGGGCGCGUUGGCUCUGAGUUCGAUGAAAAACGUUUUCUUGUCGCUCACGACGAACGGCAGAGGCAUUUACAUGAUUAUCGUAAGGAGUCAGUUGAAUAACAAGGGAAAUCCGAAUUAUCAAGGCAUGGCGUUUAAGGAUUUGUAUUCGAGUUGUCGCGAAAAUUUCCUCGUGAGCAGCGAUUUGGCACUCAGGGCGCAGCUUACGGAAUUUUUGGAUCAUAAAAUGGUGAAAAUAAAAAGAGCGGGCGACGGCACGGAGUAUUUGAACAUUCCGAUUGAGUAUGGAUUGCUUACGCAGUUCACGGAGGAGCAGGAAAAAUUAUAAAAAAAAUCUCAAAUUUUUCUUUUUGUUUGUUAAGUUUUAUUUAAUAGGCGUCUUAAAAUUAUUUUUAUUUAUUUUUUCAGAAAUUUUCAAAGAAAUUUAUUAAAAAAAAUUAAUUUCGAAGAUUUUUCU